CCUGUCACACGGCAACACGCCAGUCAAGUGUGUGAAGAAGGCACACAAACACGCAGCAUGGAGAUGUGGGAUGUGUCGGACGCGGGGAGGAAGAGGAGGAGGAAGAGGAGGAGUAGACGGACAGGUCCAAACGGCGUGGAGGAUCACCAAGACCAAGUGGACCACCAUCAUCCACUGAAGCUUUAUAAGGCCUCCAAGAGGAAACAGCCCCUGAUGGACGGCAAGAAGCGACAGUUUUCGGGCCGAAGAACCUCCUGGGCGUUGGCUCGUAAGACGGCGGUGGUGCAUCUGAACGAGCUAAGACCUGGUCUGCAGUAUGAGGUCACGUCAAAGACUGGACCCCCACAUGCUCCUGUGUUUUCCGUGGGCGUGGAUGUGAACGGUUUCCACUUUGUAGGCCGGGGGACAACAAAAAAACAGGCCAAGGUCAGGGCUGCCGAGAUGGCCCUCAAGUCCUUCAUCCAGUUCCCCGUUUCCUCACAAGUUCAUACCAGCUUGGAGGACACCGGAACUGCCACUGUGGAUUUCACUGAAGACCACUUCGAGUACUCUGAUGUGUUCUGCUCAGAAGAUGAAAGCUGCACCUUCAUCAUGGAAAAGAAGAAGGAGGUCUUCCCCAGCAGCUUCACUCAAGUCUUCAGCACUUCCCUUUUGGAACGCCUCAGUCCUCCGGCCCUGCUCGACAAACUGCGACCAGGACUACGCUACUUCUGCUUGACAGAGCAGCAUUACGGGCGACCCACCAGGAGCUUCAUGGUGGUGCUACGGGUGGAGGGGAGGUUCUUUGAAGGGUGCAGUCACAGUAAAAGAUUGGCUAAGGAACGGGCGGCAGCUGCUGUCUUACGACAUUUGUACAACGUCCGCUUGGGCCCCGGCAGGAUGCAGAUGGACCUCCAUGGCGCCCCAAGGCAGCUACCUCAGUUCUUUGCAGAGUCCAUCUUCCGGCUGGUGGCUCUCAAACAUGAGCAGCUGACGCACGACGGCCUCGCGGUAUACAAAGUCAUGGCCGCCAUUGUCAUGACCACAGGAUUUGACCUGAGAUCAGCCGAGGUGGUUUCCAUGGCAACCGGGACCAAGUGUUUGGACAUCUGCAGUUGCGACUGUGCAGUGAGCGACUGUCAUGCUGAGGUCCUGUGCAGGAGGGCACUGCUGGUCUUCUUCCAUCGCCAGCUGGAGCGGCUCAGUCAUCCUGAGAAGGCCAUCCAGGAGGAGUCCAUCUUUCUCCCGACAACAGGGCACCGAGUCUUCCGACUGCGAGACGGUGUUCGAUUCCACAUGUACGUGACCUCCUCACCAUGUGGUGACGCCCGACUCAACUGUCCCUACGAGACCAAUGCCUCACAAGCCAACAGGAAGUUGCGCUGCCGCCUCAGGAAGAAGGUUAUCGGGGGCGAGGGCACGCUGCCCGUCACAGCACAGGGAUCCGUGUCGUCGGGUAAACCUGCGGGCAGCAUGUCCUGCACCGACAAAAUAGCAAAGUGGUGUGUUGCUGGCUUGCAGGGGGCCCUCCUGUCACACCUGAUGGAGCCUGUGUACCUGUACAGCCUGAUAGUGGGGACACUGAGUCACACGGGUCACCUGGAACGGGUCUUGACGCGUCGCCUGGCCCCCGUUAGGCGUCCUUCCUUCCCCUACAGACGCCAGCAGCCGCUCCUUGCCUGUGAUGGCGGUGGCGAGCGGCGUGCAGGUAAGAAGGUGUGGCCUGCCAGCUUCAACUGGAGUCUUGGCGAUAGACAAGUGGAGAUAAUCAGUGCGUCCUCAGGGAGACGCGUCCACGGUGGAACACCGUCGAGGCUCAGCAGACGUCGUUUGUUCGCCGGCUGGCAGAGCCUACACAAGCAGCUGAGAGGUUGGACGUCAGAGGACGCCGUGAGGACGCACGCUGGCUGGAAGGAGGCAGCUGGAUGCUAUCAGGGGGUCAAGCAGCAGUUUAGACGAGCUCUGCAAGACAGUGGCGUCGGACUUUGGAUCAGGAAAUUUCCAGAAGAAGGCGGUGGUGUUGACGUCGUGGAGGAUAUAGUUUGACUCUCAGGUCUUCUUAGCAGGUUGUAAGAUGGAUGCCAGGACACUGGCUGAAUGUAGUCCCAAACAAGAAUUAUAUUAUAACGUAAAAUGCUUUUACUCUUUUACCUUAGCUUACUAAAGCUAACUAAAAUGCUUGUUCUGGAUGUUCCUGUGUAAAUGUACAGUAUAGCAUAAAUAAAAUUGACAACAAUUAGCGCUGAACAUUCACUUAUUUUGUGAAUUAAAAGUGGUUAAUCUUAAACGUUUCAUUAAGGUUGGUGGUCCAAUCCCCGCCUGGCAUUCCCCUGUGGCCAAUAAACAAACCCUUGUGAAUCGUGAUGAUUGACGCAGAGGGCGAAGACAGGGGACGGGGGGGUUGGGUGUAGCAAAAGGCGGUUUGCUAUGUCGUUUCAUAAUUGCAUGGUAAAUGCCCAUUGUUGUGGUUUCUGUGCAGCACAUGUAUUUGUGUGUAUAUCUGUGUAGCACUUGGAGCCCCCGGUCUCUCAGGGGCCCCCUAGUGCGAGCCCCACCUCUGGCUACAGGUCAAAUGUUUGAAGGUUGGGAAGCACUGCAGUAUGGAGUGUCCCUGACAAUUAUACAAUAAUUGUUAUUUUGCAAUAUAUACAAUAAUAGUACUUUCUUCUUUAAUGUUUUUUUCAUGUAUUUUAAAUUAUUAUCAUUUUAAACUACAUUUUGUUCCCAAUGUGCAUGUUCUCCCCGUGCAUGCGUGGGUUUUCUCCGGGUACUCCGGUUUCCUCCCACAUUCCAAAAACGAAUUCCAAAUGCUAGGUUAAUUGGCCACUCCAAAUUGUCCAUAGGUAUGAAUGUGAGUGUGAAUGGUUGUUUGUCUAUAUGUGCCCUGUGAUUGGCUGGCCACCAGUCCAGGGUGUACCCCGCCUCUUGCUCGAAGACAGCUGGGAGAGGCUCCAGCACCCCCGUGACCCUCGUGAGGAAAAGCGGUAGAAAAUGAAUGAACGAGUGAAUAGUUUCUAAUGUAUUCUUAAUUGACUCAUCAUUCAUGAAAUUGAACUUGCUUGUAUAAUGUAUGUAUAUUAAAUGUGUAUAUUAUGUCUAGACUUUAGGGACUCCUUGUACUUGUAUUUCUAAGGAUGUAAAGACAUGUUUUGAAUAACAACUAAGGAUGUAGUAGUCGUUAUGACUAUUUUGAAAUGAUUUAACAGUGUGUGUAAUAGUGAGUGAGGCCAGCAGGGGAAGACACAUACAAGGUGAGUGAAGAACAAAACUUGCUUUAUUGACAUGUAACAAAUGGCAAAACUGCACUAAGGUUGAUUUAAAGGUUUCCCUUUUGUGUGAAGACGUUGAGUGACAAGGUCUCAUGUGUGCCCAUACAUUGAAUACAUUGAUGACAUGAAUAUGUUACAAAUAUUUGCCAUCACAGUCAAAGCAGAUACAUCGGAUUCAUGGGGAGGGAAGAAGAUCGGUCAACUGGAUCAAACACUUGAUGCUCUUUAUAUAUUAAAUUUCAUGAUUAAAAAAAAAAAGGAAACAUUGUAUGUGUGCUAGAUGGAAAUCCUACAAGUGUGACAGUGAAACUUUUACUGUUGAUUUCAUCUUGGGAAAUUCCCCCAACAGGCCAAAAGUCACAAGCUAUCAUUAAAAAGGAGGAGGAGGAGGAGGAGGAGGAGGAGACAGGACCGCAUGAAUUAAAAACCAAAAUGUUCAUCCUUUCUAUGUCCUCACAAACUUUCUCGGUUUUUAUCCAAUAAGAGACGUGCUUUUAC
This is a messenger RNA of Doryrhamphus excisus (bluestripe pipefish), 3746 nucleotides long. Its product is annotated as double-stranded RNA-specific editase B2-like. NCBI's taxonomy places the organism in Eukaryota, Metazoa, Chordata, Actinopteri, Syngnathiformes, Syngnathidae. Gene Ontology annotation, molecular function: adenosine deaminase activity; double-stranded RNA adenosine deaminase activity; tRNA-specific adenosine deaminase activity. The record is from RefSeq and is a predicted model, not a curated record. Gene Ontology annotation, cellular component: cytoplasm; nucleolus. Gene Ontology annotation, biological process: RNA processing; adenosine to inosine editing.